AUGUUGUCCACGGUGUCCAGUGUCGCGCUCGAAUUGAAUUCUUCCUACUACGCAACGAUCAUUGGAAACGACAGCAACGACAGUUUCUCCGUGAUCGAGUCUGAAAAUGCCACGGAUGUUCUAUACAUGCUGCCUGCUUACAUUCGCACGACGUCCAUGGUUGUCUGCAUAGUAGUGAUGGUCCUCGGCAUAAUAGGAAACCUUAUGGUACCGUUGGUCGUGUUCCGGGGUAAGGACAUGCGAAACAGCACGAACAUCUUUCUGGUGAAUCUGAGCGUGGCCGAUCUCUUCGUCCUUCUGAUAUGCACCCCCUCCGUUCUCGUUGAGGUCAACUCCGGACCGCAAGUGUGGCCACUCGGGGAACACAUGUGUAAAGCAGUGCCAUUCGUGGAGUUGACCGUGGCCCAUGCAUCGGUUCUCACGAUUCUGGCGAUCAGUUUCGAGCGAUAUUACGCCAUUUGCGAGCCACUGCGAGCGGGAUACGUGUGCACUAAGGCCAGGGCGAUGUAUCUCUGUCUGCUGGCGUGGGUGGUGGCGGCUCUGUUCACGAGCCCGAUCCUCUUGAUGGUCAGCUACGAGAAGGAGAGAAACACCGACGGUACGUACAUCUCGACCUGCAACAUCGUGGCGAACACGUACUGGACGAUGGUCUUCUUCCUGAUGACGAUAAUCAUCUUCUUCGUGAUCCCGUUGCUGAUACUGGUCGUUUUGUACACGGUGAUCGCCCGUCAUCUGAUGGCGAACCCGACGAUAAGCCGUGGCUCGUCGAACAACUUGCUCAAGUACCGGAAACAGGUGAUGCUGAUGCUCGGAACGGUCGUUCUGUGCUUCUUCCUCUGCCUGCUGCCGUUCAAAGCGUUCACCCUGUGGAUACUGGUCACACCGCCCCAGAUGAUCAUCGAUCUCGGCAUAGAGGGCUACUACACGCUUCUGUACUUCUGCCGGGUGAUGCUCUAUCUGAACUCCGCGAUCAAUCCAAUCCUGUACAAUCUGAUGUCCACGAAGUUCAGGGAGGGAUUCCUCAGGCUCUGUGGCCUGGGCCCGAAUAGACGGAAGAAGAAGAAAACCUCGGACCGAACAGGAACGUACACCACGGGCUCGACCAACUGCAGCAGCAAUCAGUCCGACUUCUGGAGGCGGCACAGCAGCAACAAGAGCUGCAGCGUGAAGGUACCGUGCAACAACGCGUCCACGGAGAAACAGAUUAAGCUUCAGACGACCAUUGUUAGCGGGACUAUUGGUAGAAAGAAGCAGGAGAGUUAUGUGUGAAUGGUCCUUGUAGGGGA
Dufourea novaeangliae is the source of this 1286-nucleotide messenger RNA. RefSeq names its product growth hormone secretagogue receptor type 1 (gene ETHR). The record is from RefSeq and is a predicted model, not a curated record. Gene Ontology annotation, biological process: G protein-coupled receptor signaling pathway. Bases 1 to 1269 code for a protein of 422 amino acids. The transcript is spliced from 6 exons. Lineage: Eukaryota; Metazoa; Arthropoda; Insecta; Hymenoptera; Halictidae. Gene Ontology annotation, cellular component: plasma membrane. Gene Ontology annotation, molecular function: G protein-coupled receptor activity.